Messenger RNA from Spinacia oleracea (spinach), 900 nucleotides. Its product is annotated as putative F-box protein At3g16210. Gene Ontology annotation, molecular function: protein binding. The transcript has 3 exons. Lineage: Eukaryota; Viridiplantae; Streptophyta; Magnoliopsida; Caryophyllales; Amaranthaceae. The coding region runs from base 1 to 900 and encodes 299 amino acids. The record is from RefSeq and is a predicted model, not a curated record.
AUGGAGAAUAGAGAAAACCCUAACCCUAAUAUAUCCGAUGAUCUUUUGAUCACUAACAUCCUCUCAAGACUACCUCCAAAAUCACUAAUUCGAUUCAAAACUGUUUGUAAACAAUGGCGAUCCAUAAUCUCAAACCCUAAAUUCAUCGAAUCGAAUCUUCGACUAUCGAAAACAAAUGAUAAUAACAAUGGGGUUUUGGUCCGAUCUUUAACCAAGUGUACACCAACAGAAAGGGUACUAAAAGUAACCUAUAUCUCUUAUGAUGAUUAUAGCACCACAGACUUCCACUUGGAUAUGUCAAAAUUCGGAUUCGGUUAUCCGGAAUUUUGUCCUAACUUUUAUAAUCUUGGUUCAUGCAAUGGAUUACAAUGCUGCUGGCUAAAUUGUGGUGAAAUGUGUGUUUGGAAUCCAAUCACUAGCGAAUGCCGUAAAAUUCCAAACCCACCCACGCAAUAUUCAUGGCGGUGUGUUUCAGGGUUUGGGUACGUCCCGUCGUUGGAUGAUUACAAGCUAGUAAUGUUGGAUCUAAUAAGUGACGUGAUUCGUGUUUACUGUUUUACGUUGAGGAGUUGUGAUAGCAAGUGGAAACAAUUAGAGUAUGCGGAUUUUGGUUUGGGACGUAUUAGGCCAUUGUACAGUUUCAUAAGUCCUGGGAUUGUUUUGCCUAAUGCGAAAUCACAUUGGUUAUUAAGAUAUAACAUUCAGUACUACGAUAUCUUUGAUGACGAGUUGAUUAUUCUAGGGUUUGAUUUGGAGACGGAUACCUUCAACACGGCAAAAACCUCCUCCGCGAGGAGGAAAAAGCCCUACUCUCCCUUGGAGGUGACUCCAACGGGAGCACUUUUUGUAGUCCCUAAAGGGACAACACCUUCCAAGUCACAAGUUAAGCUUCACAAUUAA